Molecule: messenger RNA, 1020 nt
Organism: Emiliania huxleyi CCMP1516
Lineage: Eukaryota; Haptophyta; Isochrysidales; Noelaerhabdaceae
Exons: 5
Coding region: 1-1020 (339 amino acids)
Cellular component (GO): membrane
Source: RefSeq, a predicted model, not a curated record
AUGUGGACAUCGGCAACGAAGCUCGCCGAACUGAAGCGGCUUCUUGAUGAGGGUGCGCUGACGCGAGAGGAGUUCGAGCUGCUGAAGGCGCGGGAGAUUGGUGGUUCUGCGCCUCCUCCUUAUGAGCAAGGGGUGGUGAUGGGCAAAACGCAGCUGCUCUGGUCGCUCCUCAUCAUCUCCUACCUGGUCGUGAUGAUGUCAGUGGUGUGUCUGAUCCUCAUCGAGCUGAGCCCGUAUGAGCGGUGUUGCAUUGAGAUUUCUGGCUGGUGCAAGGCAGUGCUCCAACUCCUCUCGAGCGGCCACCUUCUCGGCGUCGCCGUGGCGCUGCUCAGCUUCGAUGCGAAGGGUUACAGCGUCGGGUGCGCUGCUGCGGCCCGCAGCAAUUUCAAGGUGCUCAAAGUGCUGCUGCUUGGAAGCCAGGACUUUGUGAGCGAAUCGGUGGGCAAGAACUCCUACCGGCAGGAGUCCAAGGCUCCUGCGGCAGCCGCGACGGAGCUCUGCUGGUGCGGCUACUGCUCAAAAUUCGGCACGCCAACGUUAGACACAGGCCCGAGCGGCGACCACACCACCGGCUCGGGCUCCUACCUCUUCACCGAGGCCUCUGGAAUCUACAACGCGCUGCACCAGCUCGAGAGCCCGCUCUUCUCGCUCCAGCAGGACGCAGCCCUCUCCUUCACCUUCUUCUACCACAUGUACGCCGAAAAGGAUUCAUACUUCUCGAGCAUGGGCACCCUCUCCGUUGAGGUUAACAACAACGAGACGGGCUGGUCGACGCUCUGGAGUGGGACUGGCCCCGUUGCCAGCGACUGGCGCAACGCGGCGGUCGUUCUGCCCGCCUCGGCGACGCGGGUGCGCAUCAACGGCUUGACGGGGCCGUCCUUCGAAUCAGACAUGGCGCUGGACGACCUGGGCUGCGAUUUCGAGGUCGACACCUGUGUCUGGUUCGACACCGCGCCGGACGGGUACUCUUGGACCCGCACGAGCGGCUUCACGCCAUCAGGAGGCACAGGCCCUGGGUAG